Anoplopoma fimbria (sablefish) is the source of this 997-nucleotide messenger RNA. It is a transcript of the gene rdm1, whose product is annotated as RAD52 motif containing 1. Gene Ontology annotation, molecular function: RNA binding. The transcript has 8 exons. The record is from RefSeq and is a predicted model, not a curated record. Gene Ontology annotation, cellular component: nucleolus. Lineage: Eukaryota; Metazoa; Chordata; Actinopteri; Perciformes; Anoplopomatidae. Bases 107 to 925 code for a protein of 272 amino acids.
UUUAACAUUAAACAUUAAACAUGUAACAUUUAACAUUUAACAUUAAACAUUAAGACUAUCAGCAGCCAACGCCGCCUUCAGCAGAAGCGUUUACAUGUAAGGUGUGAUGGAGGUCGACGUCCUGGAGUUCAGGGUCCCGGUUGAGGACAACAAGACCCUGUUUGUGUGGAACAUCCAGCCGUCUCACACCGAGGCUCAAAUCCACGUGGGGUUGCUCCGCCUCUUCUCGUCCUUCGGUCCGGUCUACCUGCUGAAGGUGGUUCCUAACUCGGCUCUCGGUCCUGCGGGGUUCUACGCCCUCAUCAGGUUCUACUCUGCUGCUCAGGCCUCACGGGCACAACGGCAGACGGACGGACGGCCGCUGUUCCAGAAGUCUCCUCUCAAGGUGAGGCUGAGCUCCAAACAGACUUCUCACUUCCUGUCUGACAGCAGCAGACCUCUAAGCCACGCCCGCUGCCUGGAACUGGCCAAUCACUGCUUGGGAUUCAACGGCUGGACCUCUGACAUCAUCACACUCAAGGAGCUCACCAACGAAGAAGAAGGGGAGGAGGGGGAGGAGGAGGAAGGUGGAGGCAGACGGAGGAGACUGAAGUUUGGCUGUCUGCUGCAGCUCUCCUUCCCUCAUCACGGACAGAAGACCAGAGCAGCAGCAGUGGUGGAGGACAGCUUCACCUGCACAGGUCCAGAUGUUCUACUGCAGAACCGACGUACACUACAGAGACGGGUCAGAGAGAAAGCUCUGGUCCAGGCCUUCACCACAGUACUACUCGUACUACUAGGAAACGGUAAAGUGAUGGUGGAGCUGAAGCAGACCUCAGAUCAGCUCCCACCUGAGCAGACGGACGGAGUCCUUCAGGUGAACCAGUUUGCUGUUGAUGAUGAAGAGGAGGGUGGUGAUGAAGAGUGGGAUCUGACUGUAUCAUAGACACACAGCUCUGGUGCAUUAUGGGAAACAUCACCACGGUUCACUGUGACGCUUCAUGUUAUGAAUCUUAUU